Molecule: messenger RNA, 261 nt
Organism: Microthlaspi erraticum
Lineage: Eukaryota; Viridiplantae; Streptophyta; Magnoliopsida; Brassicales; Brassicaceae
Source: the annotation of a GenBank genome assembly
AUGGUUCUUCAGAAUGAUAUCGAUCUGCUUAACCCACCAGCAGCGCUUGAGAAGACCAAGCACAAGCUCAAGCGUCUUGUUCAAUCCCCAAACUCCUUCUUCAUGGAUGUGAAAUGCCAAGGAUGCUUCAACAUCACGACUGUGUUCAGUCACUCGCAGACCGUUGUUGUGUGCGGAAACUGCCAGACGGUUCUCUGCCAGCCUACAGGAGGAAAGGCGAGGCUCACCGAAGGAUGCUCUUUCAGGAGAAAGGGAGAUUGA